GAUUUUAAACCCGUGUUUUGUUGAUCGGAGCCACGCACACUAGACUAGACAGAUCAUCUUGUUCCUGGAGGUGGAACAUGAAGCAUCCCGUUUGGCUUGGCGUUGAACUUCCUUAAUUUUUCCAUAAAAUCACUCGCUGCUCUCUCACUGCACUUUACUAUGGAAACUACGUCAGUUCUCCUUCACUCUAAAACAAUUCCUUUCAGUUUCACCAUCUCUCACAACAACAGCAGAAAACUCUCUUUCAGGCAUUCCAACAAACAGUUUCAAUACCGUUUGUCAAAUAACAAUUUCCUCUUUGGUCAAAGCCUUAAACCCAUCAAAAACCAAGCAGAACUUCCCUUUUCACUAUAUCAAUCAACUUCAUCACUGAAAAUUACAAUAACACACUUGUUAUCUCCUCCCAAAUGCUCAUAUUCCGGCUCUGCAAGCACAGACGUUUCUCAAAACCACCCAUUUUUAAAACCCUUCAAAAACCUCUCUCUUGAUGAACUGAAAGCGACCCUUUUGCAAUUAACCCCUAUUGAUAUCAUCAAGUGGUCAGGUAUCUUAUCAAUUGCAAUUGCAACCACAAAAUGGACUGUGAAUUUGGUCUUGAACCCGUUUUUCUGGAUGUAUUUUAGCUGGACAUGGUUGUUUUGGCCGUGGUUUGUGGCUAUAUUACUUGCUGUUUAUGGGUUAUAUUGCUUUUAUAAGCAUUCAAUCGGCGAAGCUAGAAUUUUUGAGCAACUUGCGAUUGUUACAUCAAUGUUCACUUGGUUAACUCUAGUCCCUCCAGCCCAUUUCAAUGGAUACCUACAAGGAUGGCCUUUUGUGUUCUUUUUUGUGUAUCAUUAUUUCUUUUUCUUCAAUGUAAGUGUGAGGAAACGUUUGUAUGGUGAUUAUUAUGCACGCCCGCAUGACCCGAAGUGGGAUUUAAAACCACCCAGAUGGUCUCGCCUUUUGUUCUGCGUUGGGGUCAUGGUUGGGCACUGGCUUGCAGCUUUUGAAGGUCCAGAGCUGCACCUCAUUCCUGGUGGGUGGAACAACGUGGGGAUUUGGAUUUUGAUAUUGGCAACUUGGCUAAUGCAGUAUAAUUCUACAUUUUACCUUGCCAAGUAUUCGGAGAAGGUGGUGGUGCCUAUUGCUGUUGUGCAAUUUGGGCCAUAUAGGUGGGUCAGGCACCCGAUCUAUUCAUCGACAAUGCUUCUCUUUGCGACUUAUUUCCUUGCGCUUCGUGCACCUUUGAGCCUAUUGUUUGUGGUAGCGGUAUGUUUGAUGUAUUAUGCACAGAAGGCAAAAAUGGAGGAGGAUCUAAUGAUUGAGACUUUCGGGGAGAAGUAUCUAGAGUACAUGGGUAAAGUUCGGUACAAGUUCAUUCCUUUGGUUUAUUAAGACAGCAUCCAGGUAUGCGUUGUUGAUUCCUCAACGUGACCAAUUUUCUUGGAUAAAGGUGCUUGGAUUUUUAAUUGAGAAGGAAAAAAUAUUAAAUUACCGCGUUCCAUUGUUUUAAUCGUUACUCAUGUCUUUCGGCUUUUCUUGGUGUAAGUUUUCAGAGUGCUUCGCUGUGACUUGUUUAUUCAUUCCUAUGUCUAAUGCAAUGAGCUAGUUUAGUGGUGACUCCUUGUGCUAA
Molecule: messenger RNA, 1612 nt
Organism: Populus euphratica (Euphrates poplar)
Lineage: Eukaryota; Viridiplantae; Streptophyta; Magnoliopsida; Malpighiales; Salicaceae
Exons: 1
Coding region: 160-1374 (404 amino acids)
Source: RefSeq, a predicted model, not a curated record